UGGAAUACGUCGCACGGCACUCACUUUGAUACAUGCUACUUCAAAACACAUUUCCGCUUCUACCUGAAUAUUUCAGGUAAAUUAUCUUUGGUAUUCGGGUAUCGAAUCUACACUUUGGUCAAAAACACGGAUACUGUCUGAAUAAUCAUCAUGUCACAUGGGUACCCGGCCGGGUACCUCAAUUCUCGCGGCGACAGCUGGUCGGAGGCAGGAAGCGAGAUGGAGAUGAACCGCUACCCAUCACAACAUAGCAUGGCAAGCUAUGGGCCAUCUAGCUACUCCUAUGUGUCUGGGAGCAGGAAGAGUCUGUACUCCACCUACACCAGUUAUGCCCCUUCGCAAAUCUCCUACAUGUUGCCCAUCGUCACCAAGCAACCAAACCCAGAGAAGAAACCUGCAGACCACUGGGGCUUUGCUUUCUGCUCACUCUUCAUCAACCCUUUGUUUGGAAUCUUCGCUAUCCUCCUGUCAGAACAGUCAAAGGUCUACUUCAGUCGACUGGAUUAUGUGAAGGCAUCAAAGUAUGGGUCCUACGCCAAGGGUGUUGCGGCUGCAGGGAUUGUGUCCAUGUUCGUGCUGUUGAUUCUCAUCCUGGCCCUUGUCCUCAAUGAAUACUUCAAGUACAGAUACUGACCAACACAGACAAUGGUGUUUAAUGUAUGUGAGGGAUUUUUAAUUGUUCUCUUGAAACAUAGAGAAAGGUUUUAGCCAAGAUGUGUAAAUAUGCCAAUCUCACUUUAAUGGAAUUACUAAUUUAGAUCAACAUUAUUUCCUGUACAUAGGCAUGUAUUGAAGAUGAUUACUAUAUACAGUUGGUAUAUUGUUCUCAUGAAUUUUCAGAUGUACAUUCCGAUCAUAUACUUGUAUAUGUAGUAUAUAUUCCCAGUAUACAUGGCUGUAGUAGACAGUUUAGCAAAAUGUGUUUUCACAAGACCUUCACUAAAUGUCUUUUUCCUAAACUGAACGAAAUUACUUAUUUUUGGGGACAUUUGUACCCAAGUUGUAAUAUGAUUAAUAUAUAGGAAUACAGACUUAUACAUUUAAGAGUUGAAAGGAUAUUGUAAGAUCAUUUACAUUCCAUAAAAAAAAUGUAUUUGAGACACAAAUAUACAAUAAUUUCAUCAAUGUAGUUUCACAUUAUGCAUGUGAAUAGUUCCCCCAGCUAGUUCAUGGUGCUAAUUACAGUAAAUACGGUAUUGGUAGUGCCAUCCCCUUACUUGAAAGUGAAGAAUUGGUUCUUAUUGCAUCUGCCACUGAAACUGAAUCUGUCCUGUCUCCAUGGAGGACAGAUUUAUACUCAGCUGGGAGACAUCAGGAAGGAGUUAUUAUUAUGUCAACUGAUGACACACAUACAUCAGUUUCAUUAUUACUCAAAGUUUUAUUCAAGAUUUUAAAACAACAGAUGGGUGUACUUCCAUAUUAUUAUUUCUGUGUUUUACAUCUUUUUUUAAACAUUUCACAACCGAUGAUUGUGCAAAGGGAGACAACCCAGCUCCACCUGUCGUCACUGACCAAGGAUCAGAAGUAUGAGGAACAGCCUCGAUUAUCCAGUGUUAUGUUUCUCCUUUCUCUUGUGAUGAUAAUAGAACAGAGAUAUACGCCACUGGAUGAACAAAGUUGUUGGGUCAGUGACUAUAGCACUAUAUGUAAGAACCCAUCCCUUUUCAUAAUGGAUAGUGUACAAUCUCUUUGGCUAGAGACAAGUUAUUUGGACAUCCUGGCCUGUUGGUUAAUAAUGCAUCCGUGAUGAAAACCUUGAUAUCAUACAUUGUAUAUAGUCAUUAUCAUCCAUGGUAUUGAGAUACUGAUUUUUAUAUAGAUACGAAUCAUAAGUUUCAUUCAUAUAUUGUUUAAUAUUAUUACAAAUAAACGUAAGAUUUUUAA
Haliotis rubra (blacklip abalone) is the source of this 1884-nucleotide messenger RNA. RefSeq lists its product as uncharacterized. NCBI's taxonomy places the organism in Eukaryota, Metazoa, Mollusca, Gastropoda, Lepetellida, Haliotidae. Bases 151 to 633 code for a protein of 160 amino acids. The transcript has 4 exons. The record is from RefSeq and is a predicted model, not a curated record.